AUGUCUUCUCUCACGUUCAUGCACCUCGCAGCGUUUAUGACAAUGACCGAAUUGCCGUCAUUUGAAGGUCUCAAGAACCUUCGGUCACUCACAUUAGCAUGCUUCCUCUCAAUGGUAGAGCUCCCAGCAUUCGACGAUCUGCAGAAUCUCGAGCGACUGGUUCUGGCUUCCAUGCCAGCGAUGGAAAGUCUGCCAGAUUUCUCGCCUGUCGAAGAUCUGAAGUCGUUCGCAGUAUCGGAUCGAGGCGCUUGGUGCUGCAACGGAUUCAUCGGAGACUGCAAUCUGAAUGAUCGCAAAAACUGA
Molecule: messenger RNA, 303 nt
Organism: Phytophthora infestans T30-4
Lineage: Eukaryota; Oomycota; Peronosporomycetes; Peronosporales; Peronosporaceae
Exons: 2
Coding region: 1-303 (100 amino acids)
Source: RefSeq, a predicted model, not a curated record